UGCAUCAGCAAAAUAUUGCUUGUCAUUUUAGGAACGUCAUUGUAACAUCAAAAAUUUCUGUAAAAAAGGAUUCUCUAAAUCAAUAAAAUGGGUGAGGCAGCAGAAAAUUUGAAUUAUGAUUGCAAUUACAAUAUGUUUCUUGCAAAAAUUAUGCUAUCCAAUUUAUCAAGACCUGAAGAUAGGCAAAAAGCUGUUAAAUGGAUGAAGAAGCUAGCGACUUGUAAUAGAAGUAUAGAAGAAAUGAAACUACGAAAUGAUUUCAUGUAUUAUUUAGUGGUUAAUAUACAACAGGGGGAAUUACAGCCUCCAUUUACGGACAAUCCUCCCACGAGUCCUUUACCAAACAUAGCAAACUUGUUGCCUGGAGGUAUAGCCGAAGUAGAAACCAAUGAAAUGGGAGAACCAUCAUCCACACAGCAGACCAAAAAGCCGAUGUUGUAUGAGAAUUCACCAGAUGGUGGAGCAUUUUUGGCGGCCCAACCAGUUCCCCGAUGUGGUGCAUUUUGCUAUCUAGCUGUUGUUGCAAGGGAACCUAAACAUGACUGAUAUAAUAAUGUUGGAAUUAUUUGUUCCUACAAUUAUUUUUUUACUAUCACCCUCACUUUUUCAAGUCAAUAACUACCUAUUAUAUAAAAAACACUGUUGAUAUACAAUUGUGAAAUUAAUGUAAGGUCACUCAUGAUUAUAAUGUCGUCAUUUUUAUUUUAAAAACUUAUGGAUUAAACAGAUUUUUU
Messenger RNA from Phaedon cochleariae (mustard beetle), 734 nucleotides. NCBI's taxonomy places the organism in Eukaryota, Metazoa, Arthropoda, Insecta, Coleoptera, Chrysomelidae. The record is from the annotation of a GenBank genome assembly.